AAUCACUCUAAGUGAAAGUGCAAUUUCUUGUAUUUAAUUGGAAUUUUUAGUUGUCCCUGUUACAUCCUCAUUUAACUAAGAUGAAUAGUUGUAUAAAGCCGACGCGAACGGUUUUAUUAGCAGUAGGAUCGUUCAAUCCGCCGACUAACAUGCAUAUGAGAAUUUUUGAGCUAGCUAAGGAUUUCCUACAGAAAAACGACCAUGAGGUACUCGGAGGCAUCAUUUCACCUGUUCAUGAUCAGUAUGCCAAAAAGGGGUUGGUGUCUGCUAGCCACAGAUGUUCCAUGGUAAAGUUAGCCGUUGAAACAUCAAAUUGGAUCAACAUUUCCGAAUGGGAGACUCAACAAGAAGGGUGGAGUAGAACCGCAGAAACACUUUGUUUUCACAAGACAGCAUUAAAUGACAUUCAUUCUGAAUAUGAAUGGGCAAAAAAAAUACAUGCAAAAAUGCCACAUGAAGAAUCCCCUUUGAGCAUCAAUCUCAAGCUAUUGUGUGGUGCUGAUCUACUUGAAUCCUUUGCUGUACCUGGCCUCUGGAAAGAUGAAGAUAUUCAAGAUAUCGUGUGCAAUUACGGCUUAGUAGUCAUUUCACGCUCAGGUUCAAAUCCUCAGCUAUUCAUUUACGAAUCCGAUUUGCUUACUCGGCUGCAGAGAAACAUCAGCAUAGUUCCGGAAUGGAUCACCAAUGAAAUCAGUUCAACCAAGAUUCGGAGAGCAUUAAGACGGGAAGAGAGUGUUCGAUACCUGAUCAGUGAUUCAGUGCUAAAUUACAUUCAGAGUAACCACCUCUAUACCAGUUUAGCCGGUUGAUCUAACCGUGCCAUCAUUCACUACUAGUCUUAUCAUUGCAACCGCAUAUUUAUUAUAACAAUGGUGCAUCGUGUUUGGUAUAUAAAUUGAAAAUCAUGUGGAAUAAUCGUCUCCCUUAAGUUGCCCAGGUGCGCCAUUAUAAUGGCAACUUGGAGGAACAUUAAAGGCCUACAUUUUGAUAAAUUAACUAAUAUGUUUAAAUAAGCACUUUCGUAGGCAUCGUUUACAGCUUUUACGAGAAAUCUUCCUCUAAAAGAAAGCCACUAAAAUGAGUCAGAUGUCGACUAUCGUCAUAUAGUUCAACCCCACUGGAUACGGUUUCAAUCUGCAACCAGACUUGAUCUCCAGCCUGCAAGUUCUGAGAAGACUGGAGGGUUAACGGACAUAACUGAUUGUUGGCCGAAUGAAACUCGCCAACUUCGGCCGUUCCAACUUUAUUGCCAUUCCUGUAAAAAUCUAUGCUAAGGAUUUCUACUUGAGUAAACGAAGAAGGAAAACUAGCAUGUCCCGCAAAGGUGAAGAAGUACGUCCCCUUAACGGGUGCAGUAAAUUUCCCUGAUGCCAAAUCCAUGGCUCCUCCGUUAUUUACGGUUUCUACCUCAAACGGAAUCGGAGUAUUUCUUCUCGAAAAUUUCGUGUGUUUCUGAACGUAGAAGUUCGUUGCCACUGAUUUAACGCCAACGGAACCAAUCAGUACCUGAAAAUCUAUUUUAAUUCAUUAUUUGCUUAUGUAUUUUGCUUGGAGAUGAUAGGUCGUACCUGCUGCGCCAAAUGGCUUUGUGAAGUCGCAGUAAACAGUCUCGACUUGUUUGCUUCCCAUCACGGAAUAAAGUCCGUUCUUCGUGUGACCCAUCUGUUGCAAGUCUCCACAGGAAGUUGGUAUCUUAGAGACGGAUGCCAUGGUGAUUGUAGGGAUGGUACAGGUACAUGCUGAGAAUCCAGGGGACUGAACGUUUUCAAUUCUUGAAUCUUGAUUUUUGAGAAUGAAUCGAUUGACGAGAGUGCCAAACAUGCGGUUGGAUUUAUGUGGAGCACGGGCUUCAAUCAUUUCGGACAUUCCCUGCGUUGAAGUCAGGUAAGCAUAAGGAUCGUAGCCCCAGCGAGUCAAAUAUUGGGCGGAAACGACACAACUCAGCACGAAAAACAAGGCCACAACCUGAUGGACAAAUUGCAACCGUCCACGAAAUUUGGCUGUUGAAAUGAACGAAAUGUCAAUCAGACAGCCAGCCUUUAUAUACUUUUAGUCGAUUGCUGGUUCGAAGUUCACAUUAUGCAAAUCGAAAAGACGGCCAUGAAUUUCUUUAGGGGUUUCACACCUUCUUGAUUUGAUACGGCCUAUGUAACACAUAAAGUACGUAUAGGCAAGAUAUCGAAAUAUUUCAUGUGGCAAACGGAACUGUCAAAGAAUAACGGCGACUGAGAUUGGAACCCUACGGUUUCUAUGAUGAAUAACACCUACCAGAACAAAUUUCACGUUCAGUAUUUUUUUAGCAUAUUGUGAUUGGCUUUUGAUUUGUUGGUUGCGUGACAGACGUUCAUUUUGGUCAGCGUCUUCCGAUUUCGAGGAAUGGCUCUGAUAGUUCCUUAAAAAUUUUAUUCGCUUUUAAUAGGAAAGUGGCAAAUGUUUAAGAGAAAAUAUCCAUAGGAUUUUCAUCUAGCAAUUUCGUUCUAUGAAUGGCCAGCACCCUUGAAAUGUGUUGACGUGAGCCUUAUUCAUAGAAGGCAUGGAAACCAACGAAGAGAACAAUCGAGAUUAAUCUGCAUCUGCAAGGUGACUUUGGGAAUAGAAUUGGCCCAAAACAGGUUUUGUAUGCUGGAAACCGCUUGGAUAAUUUACACAUUUUCUUUUUCAUAAACCUAUUCUUAGGUUUACUCUUAUAUAGAAAAACAAAAUGGCGCAGGCAUUCGGUUAGUGACUAACGAAAAUGAUGGAGUGGGUUUCUCCACUGGUUCAUCAUAUAGCCUACAUCGGGGGCUGGGCAUGGAAACCGGGAACAGGGGCUAGGUAGACAAAGCGACGUCAUUAUUGUCAAACCUACCCUUACCUACACCGAAAGAUCUAAAUCGCAGUGGGCGGAUUCUAUGACAAUUUUUCACCUUACCUUAGUGCCUGUUGUUGGUAGUGUCAAGUUGGGUGAGAAUCAGGUGCUGGUGUUCCGAAUGAAGUGAUGGCAUUUCGAGUGGCUAACGAUGGUUUUGCUUCUGCCGAAGUUGCUAUCGCAUCGGAAACUGGUGGAAUUACGUGGCUAUUCUUGUUGUAAGUUGCAAAACUUUACUUGUUAAUUUGUUGGAUGAGUCAAUCGUUUUUGCAUUGGCCGAAAAACAAUCGUCAAACGAGUUCUGCUGAUUUGGUUGUGGCUGGCACGAUAUGGAUACUGAAGAGUGAUUGAAUAAGGUUUGUAAGAGUUGUAUUACUCGUGGGUCUACAAAGAUUUUUCAUUUUUUUUUAAUGGAAACCCUCAAGCUCUACAUGAAUUCCAGCCGCUCUACAAGGAAAUGGCGAUCUCUUCUUCUAUAAGCCAGCCGUUGAAAUUCGUGCACUGGGUGUCGCUGAAGUCGAUUAGAAUCCCUCCGAUGAUUAUAUCACUUUGCACCCAUACUUUGUCUCCGACUUGCAACGUUAGAGUCGUUUGAAGAACUAAUGGAUUUAGAUUACCGUCAUUAGCAAAACCGUCAACUUCGAACACCUGACAACGUGCAACUGAUUGACUAUUUCGAUAAAGCAGUACGUUAAAUGCGCUAAGAUCAGUUGACGACGCAAAUCGCGCAAGUCCAGUAAAUGAAAAAAAGUAAGUUCCUUCAACGGGUGCUGUGAAUAUUCCGCUUGCUGCAUCCAUGGCUUCUCCGCUGUUGAUUAUGGUGAGUUCAUAUGGAAUUGGAACAGAAACUUCUGAGUAUGAUUGAGUUUUCUGUACGUAGAAGUAUACUGGCUUUGAUUUGAUGUCUUGAUAACCAAUCGCCUUCUGGUAAUCUGAAAUGUUAUACAUAUCAAUAGACUAAUUUUUUCUUCUU
Molecule: messenger RNA, 3821 nt
Organism: Daphnia carinata
Lineage: Eukaryota; Metazoa; Arthropoda; Branchiopoda; Diplostraca; Daphniidae
Gene: Nmnat
Product: nicotinamide/nicotinic acid mononucleotide adenylyltransferase 1-like
Exons: 12
Coding region: 81-809 (242 amino acids)
Biological process (GO): NAD+ biosynthetic process
Molecular function (GO): nicotinamide-nucleotide adenylyltransferase activity; nicotinate-nucleotide adenylyltransferase activity
Source: RefSeq, a predicted model, not a curated record